GGGGUGGGGGGCACUAAUUGAAGCCCUUGCCUAGGGUGCCAAAAUACCUUGGCCUAGCCCUGGCAUAUAAGCACCUUGAGAAGCAAUAAUAGAUAAUGUGAAGGACAGGGCAGGGGAAGCUCAUAAAGCAGCAACUAUGUGACUGAGGUAAAGCCUGAAUAGUUACUCACUCUGUACCAAAGUCCCACUCAUUUGUGUCAGUUGUGAUUGUGUAAGAGCAGAGCCAGUGAAUGGAUGAAGUAAGCGUUGGUGUGUCUGAAAGUGAGCAGCGAGACAGAGCUCGGAGUUGGUGACUGUGAGAGGAAACUUGGAGACAUAUUGAGAGUAUAGAGUUACAACACCGACACAGUCUGAGCUUUCCUGUGCGGGAGGAGACACCCACUCAGUGGAUAGAGGGGAGAGACUGCAAGUGAAUGAGUACUAUCCGCCCCUGAACACUGACGGGAUGGGCGGACUCUCCAGUCACAGCUCAGCUGGGUGAGCCCUGAGUACAGUCUCCCUCCUUGAAUCUCAGAGCUCGGCUCUCUUUUCGUGGCUGCCAGUGCGGAAGGAGAUGCCUUCCAUUUACAUGAUUAUCAUUCUCUCCCAGUCCAUCUGACCGCAGUGGGAAGCCCGUAGGGAUCUGUAACCUGUAGCUGCUGGCAGGCACAACAUUGUGUGGCGAAAUCUCCCCCUUCUUGCACGUUUCCUCGUCACACUGGACUUUCUUUUUCCCUGAUUAAAAAAAAAAAAAGCAGUCAACCUUGGGCCCUCCUCUGUGUGUGUGUGUGUCCCAGAGGGAACGAUGGCUGCAGACGGAGCUAGAUCUCGGUUUGGCAAUCUUGGCUACCGCGGAGGGGGAGGCAGCAAUAACAGUAGCCCGUCUUCUAGCCCCAAGCUCGGAGGGGGAAGGAACAGGACCCCGCCGCAACAGCAUAAGCGAACGGCAUCCCCUCACUCUUCACCAGGAGCCAAACACCAGCAGCUCAAACAGGCGCCCCUGUCCCCGGCUCACAGCUUCAGGAAAGUCACCCUCACCAAGCCCACCUUCUGUCACCACUGCACGGAUUUUAUAUGGGGGCUCGGCGGCUUCCAGUGUGAAGUUUGCAACUUUAUGUCUCAUGAAAAGUGUCUCAAACACGUCAAGACUGUUUGUUCGUGCAUGGCGCCAAGUCUGGUGAGGGUUCCAGUAGCCCAUUGCUUCCGACCACCUGGACAUUAUAAGAAAAAGUUCUGUACGGUGUGCCGAAAACACUUAGAAGAUGGUCUGGCUUUAAGAUGUGAAGUUUGUGAACUUCAUGCGCACACAGACUGCGCCCAGUUUGCAUGCAGUGAUUGUCGUCAGUGCCACCAUGAUGGACAACAGAAUCACGACACAUACCAUCAUCACUGGCGAGAGGGAAAUAUGUCUUCCAGUGCCCGUUGCGAAGUCUGCAAAAAAAACUGUGGUUCUUCAGAAGUUCUCUCUGGCAUGAAAUGCGAAUGGUGUGGGAUUCAGGCUCAUGCUGCUUGUUACAUAAUCUUAAAUCAUGAAUGUACCUUUGGAAGACUUAGAAGUAUGGUGCUUCCGCCAAACUGUGUUCACUUGCAAGCUCGCAAUUUCAGCAAAAUGCAUUGCUUUAGAAUAUCAGAGAGCAUUCAAGCUGAGCAAGAUGAAGAUAAUGAAAAUGAUGGAAUAACUCAAGGAUCUGUAAAAGAAACACCUGCAUCUGCUGAUUCAACCAAACAAAGUUUAAAAAUUUAUGAUGGUCAUGAUGCUGUGAAGCGCAACCAGCCCAGAAUAAUCUCAGUACCAAGGAUUGCAAAGAGUGAAGAAGUAGUGGAGGCUGCUCUGAGAGCUUACUACAUUCCAGAUGACCCCCAGGAAUAUGAACUUCAGACUCUGACACAGCAGACUUUAGUUAGUGAUGACAUUAUAAACAGAAAUGGUGCAAUGGAGGAUGGCAAAGUUGGAUCUGUGUUCAAGGAGGCUACCCCUGAAGCUUGGAUCCUAAGUGCGAAACCAAAGGAGCGUGAAAUUUUAAAAAUAUACCCUGGAUGGAUGAAGGUUGGUGUGGCAUACAUAUCAAUUCCAGUAAAUAAAGAACAAACAGUUCAAACAGUAAUUCAAGAGGUUCUCAUACAGCUUGGACGCCAGAAAGAAAAUCUGGAAAAUUUCAGGCUGGUGGAAGUCUUAAUGAGUAGCAAACAAGUACAGAGGAUGGUUUUGCCAUUUGAAGAAAUUAUUUUUGACAGACUUCACGAAGUACGAAAGACUUCCAUACGCCAGAUGAACCAAACAAGAUUUUAUAUUGAAGAAAAUGAGAAGCCUGAAAUCAAAAUACAAAUAUUAAUUAGUGGUUUACCUCCUUCGCUUUCUGAUAAAGAGUACACCGAUAUCUUAAAAGAACAUCUAGCUAUAAAAGAUAAAUUGGUUUCGGUGAUACCAGCUUACUCUCAACAAGGUGCUGUUGUCCUGGACAUUUUAUGUUUUUCUGAAGCAGAAAGAAUAUUUAUGCUAGUAAAAGACACAUCUAUUAACAACAAGCAGCUUCAUGGUGUUGUCAUUCCUCAUAUUAUGCAUGAAAAACUGCCUCAAGAAACCUGCCCCCUGCUUCUGUUUGUGAAUCCCAAAAGCGGAGGCCUUAAAGGCCGCGAUCUUCUCUACAGUUUCCGUAAACUGUUGAACCCACAUCAAGUUUUUGAGCUGACAAAUGGAGGUCCACUGCCUGGGUUUCAUACCUUUUCAAAGGUUCCCUACUUUCGUGUACUUGUUUGCGGUGGCGAUGGUACUGUUGGCUGGGUGCUCGGAGUUCUUGAAGAGAUACGAUACAAGUUGGCUUGUACAGAGCCAUCUAUAGCUGUUCUACCGCUGGGAACUGGCAAUGAUUUGGGUAGAGUACUGCGAUGGGGAGCUGGCUAUAGCGGGGAAGACCCAUAUUCUCUUCUGAUCUCUGUGGAUGAAGCUGAAAAUAUUCUAAUGGACCGCUGGACAAUACUGCUAGAUGCUCAGGAGGCAGUUGAUUCAAUGGAAAAUGGCUUUUCAGAACCUGACCCCCCAAAGAUUGUACAGAUGAACAACUAUUGUGGAAUUGGUAUUGAUGCAGAACUGAGUUUGGACUUUCACCAUGCCAGAGAGAUUGAACCUGGCAAAUUUAACAGCAGGUUCCACAAUAAAGGAGUGUAUGUAAAAGCCGGUCUGCAGAAGUUAAGCUAUAACAGAAAUUUAAAUAGAGACCUGAAACUUCAGGUUGACCAACAGGAAGUGGAAUUACCAAACAUCGAAGGUCUGAUUUUUCUCAACAUACCCAGCUGGGGUUCAGGAGCUGAUCUGUGGGGGUCUGAUAAUGAUAACCGCUAUGGAAAGCCAAGAAUAGAUGACGGAUUGCUUGAAGUUGUUGGUGUAACUGGUGUCGUUCACAUGGGUCAAGUACAAGGGGGUCUGCGUUCAGGAAUCCGUAUUGCCCAGGGCUCUUACUUCCGUGUUACCCUUCUGAAGCCUAUCCCAGUUCAAGUUGAUGGUGAACCCUGGAUUCAACCACCUGGGCAGAUUAUUAUUUCUGCAGCUGGACCAAAGGUUCACAUGCUAAAGAAGUCUAAACAGAAGCAGAAGAAAACAUCUGCCAGCUCGAAGGACACAAAAGCUGAUUCUGUCAUACUGAAUGACAAUGGAAGUUAAAGAAAGAAGAGAGAAUGACAGACUUCACAGUAAUACACUGCAGAUCUAAGUUUCAAGCCGAUUCACUCACUCCGAGAAAAAAUAUCUUCCAAAGUGUAACUAUGUUCCUAUAACCAUGUUCCUGUAGCUUCCAACAAUGGAGACACUUUUCUAAAAAGUAAUCCCAAACUAACCUUGAUCUAUGUCCAUGGAACCUCAUGGUAUCAUAGCUUUAUUUUUGUGUGUGUGAAAGAGAUGAUUCCCAGGGUCCGUUGGCCAUCUUGGUUCUAAUUAAAUCAAAUGAAAGCCCCGUUGUUUCCAGCUUUGGAAAAUCUAGUGCAUUUAUUUAUUUUAAACAUCCUUUAUAUUUUAUAAGAAGCUACUGUGUAGUAAAGCUAAUGUCAGCAAUAAAAACUGGCAAAAUCACAAAAUAAAAACUAAUCACUCACUCAGCACAACACUAUAAUUUUUAGAAUACCAUUAAUAAUCAGAAACAUGAUCUUUAUUUCUGACUCUUGAACAAUAUGAAUGUCCUUUGUUAUUCUUAAUGCAAAUUUUUGCUUUAACAAAACCCUUAGGAUUUAUGAAUGUUGUCAUGCCAAAUGUUACUAUGAAAACAAUACCAAAAAAGAAAAAAAAGUGCCAAGGAUUGAGUGUAGGAAAUAUUGUGUUAAAUUGGUAUGUUACUCUGUUAUAACUAUGUGGGUAAAACAACACAUUUUGUCACUGUCCUACCCCCACGUAUCCAGAUAUUGAACGAAUGUCUUAUCUUGGUCAAAUCAAUAAUUCAAUGUAAAGCCAACAAUGGUGUAGUUAGAUGUUACAGGGCUCCAUAGCAAAUUAAGUUUAGGGCACCCAACAUAUUAAGAUGUUGUCCUUACUAAUAUAUGUUGAAAUUGCUCAUUAAUUAGGCUUUCAUGGGGCCUCCUAUACCUCCUGGGCCCUCCUGCAGCUGCAGGGUCUGAUUCCUCUGUAUGUACACCCCUGAAAGCUUAUUUUAAAGAUCUGUAUUAGUGUUGUAACAGCAAGCACCAGGCCCUCUGGGGGGAGGGGUUGAACACAAAUCGAUUCUUCUUCGGUCGACUAAUCUCCCCGUACUGCCUUCCCGCCAGCUAGAAUAUAAAUCGCUGGUGGGAUGGCAGUUGGAUCGCUUUUGCUUUCCAAAGUCGCCCGAAAUGUCCUCAUGAGGUCGACUUCGGAAAACGAAAUGCUCCAAGUGUCAUCUUGCCGGCUAUUUAGAUUCUAGACGGCGGAAAGGCAGUUUGGGGAGAUUAGUCGCCGAAACGAUUUGUCGCUGGGUGAGUAAUUUCCCAAAAUAGCAGCGUGUGCCCUUACCCUAAAACUUUCCACAGAAGUGACCGUCAAUACUUUAUACACAAAUUGUUAAUUUUUUCAGAAUUUGUGAAUGCUGGUUUAAAGAAAAAAAAAAAAAUCUUUUGCCAAGGGUGAGACAUCUAAAGAGAAGGUGGUUCCAGCCUUGUCAUUGUUCCACUGGUCACCAGUGCUUACUGGAAGCUCAGAAACUUCCAGUCUCUGUAAUUGCUGUUUAUAUGACAAUAUAUGAAAUGAUUGUCUUGUUCGUGUCAAAAUCAACCAUGCAACAUGCACUUUAUCUGAUCCAAAGCAAAGAAAAUAAAGUCUAGUUACCAGAUAACCAAUAACCUAGUCAGGAUUAGAUUAGAGCUUUAAUCUAUGACCAACUAUGCUCAACAAUAAUAGAUUCCUUUUUUAAUCUCCUAUAUAUAUCCACUCUGAUUAAUAGCACCGAUAAAGUAGGUACAUAACAUUUCCAUGAUAAGUGUAUUGUCGUAAAUGACUGUGUAAUGGAACAUUUAGUAGAUUUAGUACUAAAAUCCAUAGUCAGUUACUCUUUAACACAGUGAUCCCAAACCAGUGGCUCAGGAGCAA
This is a messenger RNA of Xenopus laevis (African clawed frog), 5524 nucleotides long. It is a transcript of the gene dgkq.S, whose product is annotated as diacylglycerol kinase theta S homeolog. The transcript has 23 exons. Bases 785 to 3637 code for a protein of 950 amino acids. Gene Ontology annotation, molecular function: diacylglycerol binding; transferase activity; kinase activity. Gene Ontology annotation, biological process: glycerolipid metabolic process; phospholipase C-activating G protein-coupled receptor signaling pathway; signal transduction. The record is from RefSeq and is a predicted model, not a curated record. NCBI's taxonomy places the organism in Eukaryota, Metazoa, Chordata, Amphibia, Anura, Pipidae. Gene Ontology annotation, cellular component: cytoskeleton; nuclear matrix; membrane.